CUUUCUAAACUACCAAAACGGAUAAUGCAAAUUCCCGCCAAAGCUGCCUUAGUGCCUGCCAUAAACUAGGGUUUCCAAUUUUCUUCAAUUUUCCCCAAAAAUGGCAGUUCCCCUCUUCAAUCUCGCACCCAAUCUCACAGUAUCCAGGCUAUGCUUCGGAACGAUGACUUUCGGUGAACAAAAUACGCUUCAGGAAUCCUUUUGCCUUCUUGAUAAAGCCUUUGAUUCUGGCAUCAACUUCUUCGAUUCUGCCGAAAUGUAUCCGGUGCCGCAGCGUGCGGAGACCCAUGGAAGGAGUGAACAAUACUUGGGCCGAUGGAUUAAAGACCGAAAAAUUCCGAGGGAUCGUCUUAUUUUGGCUACUAAGGUUGCUGGGCCUUCUGGCCAGAUGACUUGGAUUCGAGGAGGGCCGGAGUGUUUGGAUGCUAAGAAUAUAGAAGAAGCCAUAGAUAACAGCCUAUUACGCCUGCAAACAGAUUAUAUUGAUCUCUAUCAAAUUCACUGGCCUGACCGGUAUGUUCCCAUGUUCGGAGAAAUUGAAUAUGAUCCCAGAAGACAAUACUUUUCUACCCCUAUCGAGGAGCAGCUUCAUGCACUCACCAAAGCUGUUGAUGCUGGCAAGGUCAGAUAUAUUGGGCUCAGUAAUGAAACACCAUAUGGUGUGAUGAAGUUCCUACAAGUUGCGGGCAUAAUUGAUGGCUGUUCAAAAAUUAUCUCCUUGCAGAAUUCAUACAGCUUGCUCUGCCGCACCUUUGAUUCUGCAUUGGCCGAGUGCUGUCAUCAUGAGAGAAUCUUCUUGUUAGCCUACAGUCCUUUAGCUAUGGGCAUACUGUCCGGUAAAUACUUUGGAGGCGAUGGAGGUCCUGCAGAUGCUCGAAUGAAUCUUUUCAGAGGAAGAUAUUCUGAAGGGGAAUCCAGGUAUAGCUUGUCCAGUGGUGCUACAAGGACAGCCACGAGGGAAUACCUUCAAAUUGCAGAGAAGUAUGGCCUUCAUCCAGUUUCUUUGGCAAUUGGUUUUGUUUUGAAGCACCCACUUGUUGCAAGUGCUGUUUUUGGAGCAACCAAGAUAUGGCAGCUCCAGGAGAUUGUCAAUGCAUGUCACAUUGAACUAACAGCUGAAGUUAUUGCUGAGAUAAACGACGUUCAUUCAAGAUUUCCAAAUCCAUGCCCCUAGGAUUGAUGAUUGAUCAAUGAUCAUGUGAGGUAGAUGUGCCUCGUGGAGGCUUGAACCCCACCAGAAUUACUUAAUACAAGAAGAACUAAGAAGGCGAAGGCCGGUUUAUGAUACUUAAUACAAGAAGUCUGCAUCACGCGUUCAUUCUCAAUGCAGAGGUUGCUGAAUGUUCUCGACUGGAUAAAGACGACCAGUAGUCCGUAUAGUUGAAAUCUCACCAUCAAGGUGAAAUGCAAAUAUGCAAAACUCCACAAUUUUACAAGACAAUUUUCUUUUUUUUGGUUGUAAAGGCUAAAUUGUAAUGUUAGCUGUGAUUUCCUUUACAAGUCUAGAGACUCUAGACAAUUGUCAAUUCAUUAUCUAUACUACUCCGUAAUUUCUACUGAUAUUUUAAAAUAGAAAGUUUUGUUUUCUA
Molecule: messenger RNA, 1589 nt
Organism: Spinacia oleracea (spinach)
Lineage: Eukaryota; Viridiplantae; Streptophyta; Magnoliopsida; Caryophyllales; Amaranthaceae
Exons: 13
Coding region: 101-1174 (357 amino acids)
Source: RefSeq, a predicted model, not a curated record